AUGGAGUCCAACCUGCAGGGCCCGUUCCUGCUGAGCAGCACGCCGCUGGCUCAGUUCCCGGAGGUGAAAGGCCCUGUGUGCCAGUACUCUGCGCAGGACUCUUUCUACAAGCUCAGCCCCCAGGGGCUGGGCCCCCAGCUGCCCGCCGGCACCCCGCACGGGAUCACAGACAUCCUCAGCAGGCCCGUGGCCGCGCCGAACAGCAGCCUCCUCUCCGGCUACCCCCACGUGGCCGGCUUCGGUGGGCUCGGCUCCCAGGGGGUCUACUACGGUCCCCAGGUGGGGAAUUUCUCCAAGGCGGGGAACGAGUACCCCACCCGGACCCGGAACUGCUGGGCGGACACGGGCCAGGACUGGCGAGGUGGGCGGCCAUGUGGCAACACCCCGGACCCCCUGAGCGACAGCAUUCACAAGAAAAAGCACACCCGGCCCACCUUCACGGGGCACCAGAUCUUUGCCCUGGAGAAGACCUUCGAGCAGACCAAGUACUUGGCGGGUCCCGAGAGGGCGCGGUUGGCAUACUCGCUGGGGAUGACCGAGUCGCAGGUCAAGGUGUGGUUCCAGAACCGGAGGACCAAGUGGCGGAAGAAGAGUGCCCUGGAACCCUCGUCCUCCACGCCCCGGGCCCCGGGCGGGCACCGCGCGGCCUCGGAGAACGAUGACGACGAGUACAACAAGCCGCUGGACCCCGACUCAGACGACGAGAAGAUCCGGCUGCUGCUCCGCAAGCACCGCGCCGCCUUCUCGGUGCUCAGCCUGGGCGCGCACGGCUGA
This is a messenger RNA of Lipotes vexillifer (Yangtze River dolphin), 774 nucleotides long. RefSeq names its product NK6 homeobox 3 (gene NKX6-3). The record is from RefSeq and is a predicted model, not a curated record. NCBI's taxonomy places the organism in Eukaryota, Metazoa, Chordata, Mammalia, Artiodactyla, Lipotidae. Gene Ontology annotation, molecular function: RNA polymerase II cis-regulatory region sequence-specific DNA binding; DNA-binding transcription factor activity, RNA polymerase II-specific. The transcript has 4 exons. The coding region runs from base 1 to 774 and encodes 257 amino acids. Gene Ontology annotation, biological process: regulation of transcription by RNA polymerase II; cell differentiation. Gene Ontology annotation, cellular component: nucleus.